AUGUCAGGGCAAAACGGAGCUCAUGAAAUGCAGGUGGAGCUGGAUCGCAUGAACGCGGCCAUUGAAGACUACGCCAUCCAGCUUGAUACCAUCAACGGUGCAAUUGCGUCCAUUGAGAGCGAAAACCAAGACGACGAUGUGACGCGUCAAAUUGUCGAAUACCAGGCGGCCUGUGAACGCGACCCCGCGAGUAUUUUGGCUGAGGACGCGCUGGACACUAUCACACGCCUGCAAAACACACUUAAGAUUGCAAGGCGCCGCAACCAGCUCUUUGCUAAAGAGAACAUGAUGCAGCAAAAGCUUCUGGAUGAUCGCUCCAAGUUUUUGUUGAGGGAGACAAAGGACUACGACGCCCUGGUUGACAAGACGGGUUGGCACGAACACUACGCCAUAAACGAGGAGGAAGAGGCGCAGAAGGCAUCUGACGUCAAGGAGAUGUCACAGCUUGAGGCAAUUGUUAAGGGCGAGCUGCGUGCUGCGCAUACGAUCAUCAAAAAGAAAGAGGUCAUCCUGCGCGGUCUUGAGGAGAAGCUUCAAAGGCGCACAGACCUCGAUGCUGCAAUCAACGACGCCUACAAUAACGUCCGUGUGAAACAACGUGACUGCCGUGAGCUGGAGCUCCGACUUGAGGAGCUGCGCAAACACAGUCAGAAGAACGACGAGGCCUUAACAGUGUGUGAAAGCCAGAUGAGAAGUGUUUCCAUAGAAUACAUGGAGACUGACAAGGCAUUUCUUAAGGACGCCGUAGCGCAGAUGAAGGCGGUCUGUCGGCGCCAAGAUAACGUUAUCAGAGCCCAACUUACACGUCAGCAACAACUGCAUGCUCGCCUGGAUACCAUUAUGCAAUCCUUGCGGGAAAUGAAGCUGGAGAAGGAAUAUGAACGCAACGUUUCCAAGACUGCGUUGGUGCCUUCUGCUUCACGUGAGGAGCCUGAAGAUGUUUUAAGUAUUUUACCGAAGGACGAGACGAUUCCGAUUUAUACUUACCGCCUCGUUUACAAAAACAAAGAAAUGAUGAACGCUAACGUUCUUCGCAAAAACAUGUUGGUGUUGGAGAAGGAGGGGGUGAUUCACGCGAUGGAGGCAAGUCUGAUGAAGUACGUGAAUGCGUUGAACAUGACAACGAAGCAGCUGGAAGACCUGAAAUUCAACAAGAGUUUUGAGAUGAGUGAACUCAUGGAUGAACUUCAACAGCAGCACAAGAACUACUUGCAUCAGCUGGAAAUGAAAAUGCAAGAAAACAAUCAACUUAAGAAGCUUUUGUACCGGACGCCGCACUCACGCACUGGAAUAAAACAUCAUUGA
Trypanosoma rangeli is the source of this 1305-nucleotide messenger RNA. RefSeq lists its product as uncharacterized. The record is from RefSeq and is a predicted model, not a curated record. The transcript has a single exon. Bases 1 to 1305 code for a protein of 434 amino acids. Lineage: Eukaryota; Euglenozoa; Kinetoplastea; Trypanosomatida; Trypanosomatidae.